Molecule: messenger RNA, 477 nt
Organism: Capronia epimyces CBS 606.96
Lineage: Eukaryota; Fungi; Ascomycota; Eurotiomycetes; Chaetothyriales; Herpotrichiellaceae
Exons: 1
Coding region: 1-477 (158 amino acids)
Source: RefSeq, a predicted model, not a curated record
AUGCCGCCGGUUAUCGAAGCCACCGAGCUCACUGAGCAGCGACCUCCCACCUCGAUGUCCAGAUCCGAGUUCGAUCCAUUUUGCAAUGCCAAAAUCACCUCUCCCUUCUACCUCUACAAGCACGAUUCUCCUCGACCUUCCUUCGAGGCCGAAAAGCCAUUACCUCACGUUGCUGCCCGGGACGUCGAGGCUGGCGCUGUUGAUCUUUCCCCAACAAUCACACAGGAGAAGCAAGACGCACAAGAGACCGCGACCCGUAGAUUCAGAUUCUGGGGAGCAAAGAAGCAUUGUAUGACCAAACCAAAGAACAGAGGCUGUGCGUGGUUAGCUCGAUUGACUCCACGACAGAGGCUGUUGGUCAAGAUCUUGAUUGCCUUGGUCGCUAUCGGCGCCAUGGUUGCCCUUGCUGUUGGCAUCAGUAUCAGAGUACACGGAGGGGUCUACAAGAACAACAAUUCGACUACAUCGAUUGGAUGA